AUGGCCGCAAUACCAUUUCCAGACGCAUUGGCUAUGGACGAUGACUUUCUUUACGUCUACAUGUGUGCUAACAAUGAUUUUUAUGGUGGACAUUCCUUAGAACCCGUACCAUACCCACUCUCAAAACAGAAUUAUAGAAAUUUAGACCUUCUUUUGUACACUCCUGACACAAAUCAAACGCGACAACUCACGGACAAAGUUGGGCCAAAGCUAAAUCUGAGUCGAUCCGACCACCUACCCGAUGGCUCCGUGCCUAAUAAAAAGUAUAUUGGAAUUGAAGAUGAAAUUUUUCUCGAAAAUUUUGUGACCACAAGAAAGGACCACAAAAAGUAUGACAUGGAUAUUGGCGUAAUUGCAAUAGUCAUAUUCCACAAUAUGGAGAACACACAACUGCCCAGUCAUUUACGAUACACCAUACGGAUUGACGAAGAUUUAAAUUACUCAGAUCAGAGAAAGUACUCCCUAAUUGGCUCCCACAACAAAAUCGACAAGAACUACCCUCUUUUCAUGCGGGUUCAAUGGGCGAUAGACUCCAGUUACCUCGAACUGCAAGGCGCCGACAUAGAAAAAUUGAAAUUAACCCUGCAAGAGUUCGACGACGACGACGACGACGAUGACGACAUUUUGAGCCCCAAAUUCGUUACAACAAUGUUGCACAUUGCUUGUUUUUUGUCGCUUUAUUUACCCUUCGUAUUUUUAAUGGCUAAGCUGCUUCAGGAACGCACUUCUGGUGUGCAAGAAUUUAUUAAAAUUUUGGGCGUACCAGUGAGCCUGCUGAAUUUAUCACAUAUCCUCAAUGUGCUACCGACGGGUCUCGUAUUCAGUAUAAGCGGAGCCAUAUUCCUCACUAUGGGAAAGUUAACUGUAAUUCCAAAAACUAACCCUUGGUUGAUAUUUUUUAUGUUACUGCUGUAUUUCGUCUCUGUGAUGGCGCUUGCGUUUGCCUGCAGUUUUAUUACUAAAAAUGCUCAAUACGCAGUAACGUUGUCCAGUCUUGCAUACGUCGUGUCUUAUUUGCCAAUGGGCUUUCUGGCGUCAAUGACGAAGACUAACAUCGUGGUGCUGGGCCUCACGGGCUUGCUGCCGCACAUACCCACGUAUUGGUUCUGGAAGGAAGUCGUCAAUCAAGAUGCUUAUAAAGCGCAAGGACCAAUUAACAUUUUCGUGCAGCACACCCCGCUCAGUGGUUCCGUGUUUGCCUGCUAUAUGUUGCUCUUCACUCAAACUAUCAUCUUCUUUUUCAUUGCCUGGUAUUGCAGCAAAGUGUGCCCCGGCAAUUAUGGCACUCCUCUGCCAUUGAACUUCUUGUUUAAGUCUCAAUACUGGAUAAGAAAAAAGGCUCCGCAUUCCGGAAUGGAGGGUACGGAAAAAAGGACGUUAAUGCCGAACGACCGAGACUCGCUCUACUUCGAAAAGCCGCUGGAUAAUGCCGAGGUUGGCAUCCGCAUUGCCAACCUUACCAAAUUAUACAAUACCAAGAAAGCUCUGGACAACGUGUCAUUGGACGUGUACAAAGGGGAGAUCACAGUGCUGCUCGGGCACAACGGAGCCGGAAAAACCACCCUUAUGUCUAUUAUUGCAGGAUUGAUAAGCGCUACAGAAGGUACAGUGACAAUAAAUGGGCUGGACUCAGUGCAGCACCAGGAAGAAGUGCGUCAGCAAAUCGGUCUAUGCCCGCAGGACAACAUCUUCUUCUCCGAUCUUACAGUGCUCGAGCACGUCAUGUUCUGCGCUAUGUUAAAAGGCUACGGUCUCCAAAACGCGAAAGUAUUUUCCCUUGAACUUCUGGAUCGCCUAUAUAUUGCAAGCAAGGCAAAUAGUAUGAGCAAGAAUCUGUCUGGAGGUAUGACACGGAGAUUGCAACUCGCAUGCGCUCUGGCUGGGAGUGGGAAUGUGCUCAUACUCGAUGAGCCUACAUUGGGUCUAGACAUCGAAAAUCGACGAGAACUAUGGAAGUUGCUAUUGUCGCUUCGCGGCGAGCGCACGGUGCUGCUGACGACGCACUUCAUGGAAGAGGCGGAUGCGCUGGGCGACCGCGUGGCGGCGCUGCACGCCGGCCGCCUGCGCGCUCUCGCCACGCCCAUCUACCUCAAGAAUAACAUUGGUACCGGCUACCGCCUAACCCUAACAACGACCGGACUACAACAAGAAAAUGCCAUCACAAGUCUCGUAACUACCUACGUACCUGACGCAACACUAAAAGAAAGAAGUAGCAGCACCCUCGAGUACUCACUACCGUCCGCCAGCAGCAAAAACUUCUCGGCCUUAUUCACGGAGUUACAAAACAAACGAUUGGAUCUUGGAAUAAAUUCUAUUGGAGUCGGUGUUUCGACUCUCGAGGAGGUAUUUUUGAAAUUGUGCAGUGACAUUGAAACGGCGUUAACGGAGGAUACUGACGACAGGCAAUUACGAGAGUCAACGUAUCCGAAAGUGAGGGGCAGUCUCCUGCUCUUAAUUCAAAUGGGAAUGCUCAUGAAGAGGCAUAUUAAGUACUUAUACUUUAGAAAGUGGAGUUUCCUUUUCUUGCAACUGCUAAUACCAAUCAUAUUAAUAUUCGGCUUUACAUAUGUAUCUAACGAUCGACCAAAACCUGAAAUUGGUACCAGAAGAGCCAUGGACCUCGGCAUCUUUAAGGAUAUGAAGAAGCAACCGAGGGUUUUUUAUAAACUGGACUAUAAGGACCAUGAGUAUUUAAACAAUUUUCGACGGUUUGGUACCGUUGACUUUCAACAAACGGCGAAUAUGACUGAUGCGAUGUUACGAGUAGACCGGGAUAGCCGAUCCAUCGCCGGAGUCGAAUUGAAAGGUGAUAAUGCCAAGGUAUACUACUCAACGACAGUACGCCACGCAGCGUUGGUAGCCCUGAACUUGUUAAGCAACUUGCUGGCAGCAAAACACGACCGCUACAUCACCACAUACAGCCAGCCGCUCCAGGGCACUAAUACCGCCAAGAUAGUGCCCAAAACGGUGUUCACUACAGUCGUGUGGGCUCUUUGCAUCUUGUUCUUAAUUUUAUCAACAGUAUCGAACACGAUAUAUCGACUAAUAAAAGACCGCCAGACAGGCAUUCGUCACAUCCACAUAAUGGCUGGGUGUCCCCCGUUCAUCCACUGGAUGGCCACGUUCAUCACUCACGUGUUGAUGUACACCGUCAUUUCGGUGUUGCCCACACUCAUCGCUGCAUCUAUUAUGGACGAAAAUAAUACUAUAAACACUACCCGCUUCCUCUCCUUCACUUUCGUGGUACUGGAGUUGGUGAUAAUGGCAUUCCUUGCGUUCAUGUAUUUCGUCAGUUUCGGUUUCGGUGAGCGAACCACGGUAGCUAUACUCACCGUCAGCGUCACACUAGGAGGUAAGGUCAAUAGAGGUCAAUAG
Hyposmocoma kahamanoa is the source of this 3375-nucleotide messenger RNA. Its product is annotated as ATP-binding cassette sub-family A member 3-like. Gene Ontology annotation, molecular function: lipid carrier activity; ATP binding; ATP hydrolysis activity. Gene Ontology annotation, biological process: lipid transport; transmembrane transport. Gene Ontology annotation, cellular component: membrane; intracellular membrane-bounded organelle. The record is from RefSeq and is a predicted model, not a curated record. The coding region runs from base 1 to 3375 and encodes 1124 amino acids. The transcript has 22 exons. Lineage: Eukaryota; Metazoa; Arthropoda; Insecta; Lepidoptera; Cosmopterigidae.